This is a messenger RNA of Anguilla anguilla (European eel), 4451 nucleotides long. RefSeq names its product lipase maturation factor 2a (gene lmf2a). The transcript has 14 exons. Lineage: Eukaryota; Metazoa; Chordata; Actinopteri; Anguilliformes; Anguillidae. Gene Ontology annotation, biological process: protein maturation. Gene Ontology annotation, cellular component: endoplasmic reticulum membrane. The record is from RefSeq and is a predicted model, not a curated record. The coding region runs from base 130 to 2250 and encodes 706 amino acids.
UCUAGGAAAUAGAAGCCACGCCUUCGCGUUUUCCACUUUUCCAGGACUGGGGGACCUGUUCGUAAACGACGUGGCUUUAUAUUAAAGAUAAGAAAUUUGCACAGAUCUUCACGCAGCGAAAGCUUUAACAUGGGGGAAAUUAGGCUACCGAGACACAUGUUUCUGUGGAGCAUGUCUGUUAUUUACUUGUUUGCUUUCGCAUCCCUUUACGUCCAGAUACCGGGUCUCUAUGGAAACGAGGGAAUCCUGCCCGCGCGCUGGCAGAUGCGCUACAGCGGGAAGCCCCUGCUGGAGCAGCUGCAGGACUCCCCCACGCUGCUGUGGCUGGCCCCCCACCUGGGCCUGGACACCCAGCAGGCCAUGGAGCUGCUCUGCCUGCUGGGCGCCCUGCUGGCCUUCGGGGCCAUGGUGCUGGAGGCCCUGAGGAGCAGCAUGGUGUUCACCUGCCUGUGGGCCCUGUACCUGUCCCUCUAUCAGGUUGGUCAGGUCUUCCUUUACUUCCAGUGGGACAGCCUCCUGCUAGAGACGGGCUUCCUGGCGAUCCUGGUCGCUCCCCUCAACCUGUUUGGGCGGAAGUCGCCCUCCAAGCAGCACGACUCCAUCACCUUCUGGCUGCUGCGCUGGCUGCUCUUCCGCCUCAUGUUCGCCUCGGGCGUGGUCAAGCUGACCAGCCGCUGCCCCACCUGGUGGGGUCUCACAGCUGUGACGUAUCACUAUGAGACCCAGUGCAUCCCCACCCCUCUGGCCUGGUACGCCCACCAGCUGCCUGUGUGGUUCCAGAAGCUCAGUGUGGUGGGCACCAUCGUCAUCGAGAUCGCCGUCUCCUUCCUCUUCUUCGCCCCUCUCAGACGGCUGCGGCUGGGUGCCUUCUACCUGCAGGUUCUCCUCCAGGUGCUCAUAAUUGUCACGGGAAACUACAACUUCUUCAACCUGCUCACCGUCAUGCUGUGCUUCUCCCUGCUGGACGACGAGGCCGUCAGCUCCUGGCUCGGGCGCGGCAAGAGGAAGAAGGCCAAAGCAGGCUGGCCUGAGACCCUUCUGUCGUGGGCUGCUGUCCUGGUUGAGCUGGGCGUCUAUGCGCUCAUCAUCUAUGGGGCUAAAGUGUAUUUUCAGCUGGACAUCAACUGGAAGAACAAAAGCGUGUCCUCAAAAACCGCUUUCACCUACCACGAGUUUAACCACUUCCUGAAGAUGGUCACUCCGCCCAGCAUUUGGAUUGGCGUGCUCUCUCUGACCUGGGAAGUAGUUACUGCCAUGUUCAGGUGCGCCUGUGUGAGGGGAUUCUUCUGGAAGCUGUGGGCCACCGUGCAGUGGGCCAUCUUCGCCACCGCAGCCGCCGGCAUGUUUGCCCUCAGCGUGGUUCCCUUCACGUUCCUCGAGUACGAGGCCAACAGCAACAUCUGGCCAGCGGUGCGGCAGGCGUACGAGGCGGUGGACGGCUACCAGCUGGUCAACUCCUACGGGCUCUUCAGGAGGAUGACCGGCGUGGGCGGCCGGCCGGAGGUGGUGAUCGAGGGCAGCAUGGACAAAGUGACGUGGACGGAGAUUGAGUUCAUGUUCAAACCCGGGAACGUGAGUGGGCCCCCCCCGGUUGUGGCCCCCCACCAGCCCCGGCUGGACUGGCAGAUGUGGUUCGCUGCCCUGGGCCCCCACGCGCAGAGCCCCUGGUUCACCAGCCUGGUCCACCGGCUACUGCAGGGCAAGAAGGACGUGAUCGCGCUCGUCCAGCCGGAGUCGCAGUACCCCUUCACCCGCGAGCCUCCGGCCUUCAUCCGCGCCAGCCUCUACAAGUACUGGUUCACCGAGGCCAGCGAGGACGGGUCUCUACCUCAGCAGUGGUGGAGAAGAAAGUAUGUGGAGGAAUUCUAUCCCACGGUGCACCUGGGGGACCCUACCUUAGAGAAACUGCUCAGUGAACUGGGAGUGAAGGACAAAGGGCCAAUUCUGCAGACGCCGGACGCCCCGGUCCCCCAGGCCCUGAGGCUGGUGCGGGAGCACGUCCAGGGCCUGUCCGGGCCCCUGGUGCUCUGGUCCCUCUUCGCCACGGGCGUGGCCAUCUGCCUCCUCAAGGUGCUGUUCUCCGGACCCUCCAAACCGGCCUCCGCCGAGCCCAAAAGCAAGAGGCCCAAGGACCCGCCCGCCGCCUCGUCCGACAGGAAGGAGCACCGCGAGGAGGCCAGGCCCGACAGGAAGGACAACUCUGAGGAGAGGGCGGCCGAUUCCGACAGGAGUCCCAGGAAGAGGAAGUGAAGCGGGUGGGUGUGGUCCUCUGCCAGGCAGAGAUGCAGACGAGAGGCGGUCGCCGCUUCCUCUGCCCAAAUGAAAGGUGGCGCCCCGGCUCCGUGUCACUUCCUGUCCUUAACACAAAACCGCAUUCUUAAAAACGCUUUGCACUUAUCGCUCCUGUGUGUCUGGGUCAUGAUAUUGCACAUAUACUGUUUAAUUCAGACAUACUGCACCCAACGCUUCUUCUGAAUGUCAGAGCAACAGCAGCACUUCAAAAGAGCUGCUGGCUUAGAUCUCUGUUUUGACCUUUAACAAGGUAAGAGCAGUAGGUCCGCAGUGCCUAAAUCGCAUUACUGUAUCUUCAUCCGCUGUGUGCAUUAUAUAUUUGUGUGUUACACUGAGGGAUAUUUUUCCAGGUUCACAAGUAAGCUGGUGAAGAGUUCUGAACAGGACUGUCCGCCCUGGUGGGGAAGGUCUCUGCUGGUUUUCACUGAGUUAAUCUUGGAGUCUCUUCUGCGCUGCCAUUGGAUGCAAACACUUCCUGAUUUUGAGUUCGCUGUAAGAUCUGCCCGCAUCAUAAGACAGUAUCUGUCUGUUUGAGCCCAGAUGGCAGAAUUCUCAAUUAGUGUUUUUUUUUUGUAUCCAGUCUUUCACAGUUAACCAGCCUUGUAUGAAAUAAUUACUUACAGCUAUCACAACAUAUUCUUCUGUCAGCUUGUGGCCUUCUUUAAAAUGAUUUUGCCUUCCCCGCUACAUUAUAUAUUGCUUUUUUUCACACAGAUUCUGUGCUGUUAUAAGUGGUAAUUAAGAUGUUCUCUUAGCCAAAUAUGUGGAAUUUUCUUAGACUUAACCACAUAAAAAUCUUUAAUUUGACUGAAAGGCAAAAUGUGUGGUAUAGUGUCAGAUAAGGUAAUCGAUAGUCCACUACAGAUGAUUUCCCCCCCUGUUUUAUGAAUAUUUGAGGAUGUCCCCAGUAUGUUGGGACACGGUGCCUUCCUGCGACCGGGCUGUGGUUCUGUUGUAAAAUCACACGUGUGAACGGUAGAGGCUUGGAUUACCCUUUUCAUUGCCUUAGAGAUGCACUGCAUGCCUCACAGACUCAACCGUUCGGCUCUGGGCAAGGCGUGCUGUAAGUGUGGGUCUUACGGGAAUUAUCAGCAGAAAGUGUAGUAGUUGGAUGGAAGGCUUGACAUAUUUGAUUUUGUAUAACGCGCCUUCUGUAGCGCGUGAGGAUUGCCGAUGUCUUUGUGCCACACAAAUGGUGCUCUUUGAUUGGCCGAAGUGCCAUAUGAUGAGCCUUCUGUGCCAAUCAUACUCGAGUGCAGCGUUGUCUACUGACUUGCAAAGCAAGGAGAUAGUUCUUGCAUUGUUCUCGACCAAAUCAUUUCCCACUUCACACCAAACAGAAAGCACCUUAACUCUAAUGAGGAGUGUAUGCUGUUAUAAAUAUGUGAGAACCACUCCUUAGAAUUAUCAUGGUGGUAUUUGCUAACACUGCAUAUGUGCACAUAAGAGAUUUGUGAACACUAUUUUUGCGAGUGUUGUUAAGGAUGCUUUUGCCCUGGGGAAUGAACGUUCACUUCACCUGCUGUGUACAGAGUAGGCAUUAACUCCCUAUGUAUUCUAGGCAUACAUUUACUAAGACCUUUAGCAUAUGCAAAACCUUUCAGCAAAACUAAUAACACAGCCAGUGAUUGGUGCACAACAAAUACCAUGACCAAUCAUUUCUCGUCAUAGGAUUGGGUGCACAUUUUGUGUGCUGCUCUCAUUACCUCAAAUUUACCUUUGUGCGCAUUAUUAGCUUUCCCAGGGUAUUCAAUAUUUGUGUCACAGAAAGGUGGCUUGAGGACUUAACAUUAUGAUGUCGGAGACACCAUGUAUACACUGAUCACCAUUAGGCUACUACAGUCUUUUAUAGUUCUCAUAUUGUGGCCUUUUUUCAAGUUUUCAAAUCGUGUCAACAUGUGCAUCUCUUUGAGACGCGUGUGUGUGUAUGUUUGUUUACAGUUUUCACGAACCAUCAUGAAAAUGAUAUUUCCAAAUUCAAAACCAAAACUUUAUGCAACAUUUUUAUUAUUACUUUAUAGAACUCUGCACUGCCCACUAUGCACAUAUCAGAAUGCCUCUUUCCCCUUAAUUAAUCUAGUUAGAUACAGAUAAGCAAAGUCAGCGUGUUCAUGUUCUGUAUCGUCUAUUUAUAAUAAAGAUUUGGAGUAUUGUCGACA